UUUCUAUAUUAAAAAGAAACUGUAAUUAGUGUCUAAGGAUACUGAAAUUAUUAAGUCCUAAAUUAUCUAACCUUCAUUACCUCUCUCAAAUAUAAACCUCUCAACUGGAGACCAUAUCCUAUAAACCUCUCAUCUGAAGUUCAACCCCUUGCUUCUUUCAUCCCCUAGCACUUCAAUUUCACUGCAGCAAUUAUUAGCAGUUAGCACUACUUCUGAGAAAGAGGCAGAAUGGUGUAUCCAGACAAAAAUCAUCUCAUUGAAACGCUGCAACAGAUUGCAGUUCGAUGGGAAUCAGACAUGCCGGAAACUUCAAAGUCUCGAAUCAAGUUCCUUAAUAGGGAUUUCGAAUUCCUUCAUAUUUUCCUAAGCUUGCAGAGCUUCACAGAUCUAUCAGACAAGCUUGAUGUCACACACAAAGUUCAAGCUUUGUUUCAAGAUUCUGCCAUUGACCUCAUAAAAGUCAGCAAGAUCAAUCAUGUUGAUCGCGUUAUCUCUCGGAUACACGAAAAGAUUCUGAUCACUAAGUUGGAAAUCAGAGCUAUCCAGUUAGUAUUAUCCAAUAAAGAUGGUAUCCAUACUCCCAAAUUCGUAAUUGAAUUCAUUGAUACUGUCAUUUUGAAUCUGGCUGAGUUUGUUGGAGAACUGGGAGAUGUCUUUAAGGAGUUGAAGUUAUUGAGGAGUUUUGUCUGUUUUGUUUCGGAAAGAUCCAUAGAGCCGAAAAGCCAACAUGUUUUCUUCACUCACGUUUUAGAUGUAGUUGGUCGCGCAGCAAUGAUUGCCUGGUUGUAUUUCCCGAGCAAUGGUGGCUGUGAAAAUCAAGAAAUGAACAAUUUACUUUCUGAUCUUCUGCAGAUGAAGAUUAAGCCCAUUCAUCCAGGCGUUCGUAAGAUCUAUAUUGAUGUCCUGCAAGCUGUAAGGCAUCCGAUUAUCCAAAUUGAGAAUGCAGCUGAUUGUGUAGCUGGCUUUGUGGAGACUCUCCAGCACAACUUGAAAGAGGUACCAACUAUUUGUAAUCCUAGUCGCAUAGUUGCUUCAAUUGAUCAAAUUGCAGUCCUUGAGGAGAUGCUAGGGCUCUUGAUUAAGAAUCUCGUCCAAUUGUCCAUACAAAAUCUUGAAUUUCACCUUCAAGAUAUUGACGCGGUGGUGGUUGAUUCUGGACUUCUUGUUUACUCGUUAUAUGAAGAUGUAGCAUUGCAGGAAGUGACUCUUGAUUUGCCAGGUAUCAUUCAGCGUAUCAAGAGAUUGAUCUACCUCAUCAUCCGGAAGGAGUUCCAAUCUAGUUUGCCAAGGAUUCAUGGAAUAGGCUAUGUAGAUUUCGUGUUAAACAACCUGAAGGAAUUACAAGAACGUUAUCCAGUUGCACUUGCUUAUGUCAAGACUCAACUUCAAAUGAUUCAAACAGUAUUGGAUGGAUUCCGAUCUAUUCUCAGGUUUGUUGCAGAAAAAAGACACAAAAAACUUCAGAAUUCUGUGGCACUACUGAUUAGCAAAGCGUAUGAGGUAGAAUAUAUCGUCGAUGGUUGUGUAAGCAAUAAAGUUCCUGACUGGUGUCUUAUGCUCUGGCUCUUGGAACUCAUAGAGGAGAUUAGAGCAGAGCUAGCAAAGAUCCCAGUUCUUGAGGAUGACUCAGUGUCACAUGAUCCCAUGGAUAUUGGCACUUCUCAUACGUCAUCAGUAUUGGCAAGAACUCUGAGGAUUGAUGACGAAAUUGUAGGCUUUGAGGAUGAAAUUGGAACACUAAUACGCCAACUUACAGGAGGAUCCAAAAAGCGAGAUAUCAUCUCAAUCGUUGGCAUGCCUGGAGCGGGAAAGACAGCCUUGGCCAACAGACUCUUUUUAGAUAAAUCAGUUGUCCGUCACUUUGAUGUCCAUGCACGAUGUUACAUGUCUUCAGCACAUUCAAGGAGGGAACGGUUACUGUCUAUUUUGGAGAUGCUACAUGUUUCUAUAGAUGAGAGUUCUCUUCUUAGUAAAAAGACUAAUGAUUUAGCAGCAAUGCUUCGCAAAAUUUUACAUACCGGAAGAUAUCUUAUUCUCCUUGAUGACGUCCCAGAUGCUCGGGCGUGGGAUGAUUUAGAACCGUGCUUCUGCGAUACCAAUAAUGGAAGCCGAAUUCUUCUAACAACGCGACACUAUAAUGUUGCCAACAAUGUUAAAUUACUUAGUGAACCCCUUUGUCUUCGCAUGCUUGAUGAUGGUGAAAGUUGGAUGUUACUAAAAAAGAAAGUAUUUGGUGAAGGAUUCUGCUCCCCUCUCCUUGAAAAAGUUGGACGAAAGAUAGCAAGAAAGUGUGGAGGGCUGCCUCUUUCAAUUGUUUUUGUGGCGUGUAUACUCGCAAGGAAGGAAAGGGCAGAACAAUGUUGGAAGCAAGUGGCCAGGAGUUUAGGUUCUGAAAUUCCCUGUUACCCAGAGAACAUUAUAGAACAAAGUUAUCAGGAUUUGCCGUAUCAUUUAAAGUCAUGCUUUCUUUACUUUGGAAUGUUUUCAGAUCAGGAAGAAAUUAACAUUUCAAAGUUAACAUUGUUAUGGAUUGGAGAAGGGUUUGUGAAAGGUGACGAACACAAGAGUUUGGAAGACAUAGCAGAAGGUUACUUGAAGAAUCUUGUUGAAAGUAAUCUAGUGAUGCUUGCUAAGAGGAGUUAUGGUGGUAAGGUCAAAGUAUGUCGCAUUCAUGAUAUCUUGUUUCAUUUCUGCAAAGCAAGAGCACAUACGGAGAACCUUAUACAAAGGAUACAGAGGCCCCAAGGAUAUGUUUAUUCUCCCAAGCAGCUUGCUCAACGUCGACUGGCCUUCUAUGCGGAAGUUGAUGAUCUUGUAAAAUGGAGUUCUUCUUGCUCACUUGUUAGCUCUGUACUGUUCAGGGAAGCUAACACUGAUGCAUCCUCUUCAAUUGCUCAAGCCGCAGAUAUGUUUCACGAUUUUAGGUUUCUAAGAGUAUUGGAUUUGGAGUUCACUAUGAUUGAUUCUUUCCCAACUGACAUGGUCUACUUGAGAUACUUUGCUGCACGAACUUCUCAAGAGUCAAUUUCGUCAUCCAUAGACAAGUUGUGGAACCUUGAAACCUUGAUAGUCAAUCGAAUAGAAGGAUAUUUGUCAGUACCCUUUACAAUUUGGAAGGUGGGUAAAUUGAGGCAUCUGCACGUUUCCCCCUACUUCACUUCAGAAGAAUUGCUCGAAGACUCCUCAAAACUAUAUAAUCUGGGAACCCUUUCCACUCCAUAUUUUUCUUGUGUAGAAGAAUUGCUCGAAGACUCCUCAAAACUAUAUAAUCUGGGAACCCUUUCCACUCCAUAUUUUUCUUGUGUAGAGGAUGCGGAGUCGCUGCUGAGAAAAACACCUAACAUUCGGGAACUGAGAUGCAAAUUUAAGGGUAUGAGAAGUGGUCAAUUCCCUGUACUGGAAUUUCCAACACAGCUUGAGGUGCUAGACAUUUUCGGUGAUCAGUCUGUAAAAGUCCUACCAUAUCUUAUAUGCAUCUCCGCGUCAAAUCUCAAAAAGUUGAAAGUAUCCUUCUUUAAACUGGGUGUUCAACACUUAUCAAACAUUUAUCGGCUCCCGAAUAUUCAGACACUUGAACUCACUUCUGUUGAAUUUGAGAAUGAAGAAUGGAAAGUGGAUGACGAGUUAUUUCAACUCAAAGUCUUGAAACUAGUAAAUUGUUUAAGUCUUAAAGAAUGGACUGCCUCUGAUGAUGCACUUCCUAACCUUGAACACUUGGUUGUGCAUUGUUGUCAAUUACUCACGAAGAUCCCUUCUUGUUUCACAGAAAUCUGUUCUCUGAAGUACAUUGAGGUAGAUAAUUGCAACGAAUCGGUUGUCGACUCAGCCAAGUUUAUCCAAGAAACAAAAGUUGAAGAUUAUCAAAAUAAUGAUUUUGAGCUCGUCAUCAAGGAUCAUAACUCAGAUGAUUUUAAAAGAAGGUGAAGGAUCUGGUUACUGUAAGCUGGGACAUAAGGUUCUAUCUAGUAUUUUGGACACAACAAUUAACUUUGGUGAACCUUAUGCAUCGAUCAGUCAGCCGUCUUGUGGCUCCAUGGUUCGGAGCGUGUGCCUUACGCACUAGGCAUUGAGAGAAUUGGUAUUUCCUGUUCACACAUGUAGGGGUGCUUCUUUUUCUUUUUUUUGGUUAACUUGAACUUUCUCUUAGCAGAAGUGUCAAAAUGAUCACUGAGAUAGUUUAGAAGUGCAAUUAACAUUUCAUGCAAAGUUUGAGCGUCCAUCUGUGUAAUUGGCCUCAUAUUGUUUUAAUUUUCAAUAUGAACAAACUAAGCAAUAAUGAGUUUAAACUGAUGAGAAGGUCAAAUGUUUUUGGAGGA
Molecule: messenger RNA, 4316 nt
Organism: Capsicum annuum
Lineage: Eukaryota; Viridiplantae; Streptophyta; Magnoliopsida; Solanales; Solanaceae
Product: putative late blight resistance protein homolog R1B-12
Exons: 3
Coding region: 229-3924 (1231 amino acids)
Biological process (GO): defense response to other organism
Molecular function (GO): ADP binding
Source: RefSeq, a predicted model, not a curated record